CUGCCAUCUGGCGCCGGAACCCUCACUAACAAACAACCUGAUUAAUCACUUUUACACCGUGUUUUCUAUCCAUUUGACGCAAACCAUGAGUACAUAUGCCCCGCGGAACGUUCACGGAAAAUCAAAGUGUGGCUACAGUGGGCGUAGAAGGCGGUAGAGAGGAUAGGAAGAGAGGAAUAUGGAAUAAAAAAGGCCAGUGUUGGGUGGAUCUGGGACCGCGCCACACUCCCUUGUUCAUAGCGGCACACACUCGAGUAACGCGGCUUGGGGGUACGCUCUGCCGCUUCCCUCACACUUUUCUCGCCCAAAUUUAAGGGUUUAGUGCCGAAAAUGUGCCUAAAAUGUCGCCCAGGACCUGGAUCAAAGUGUAGUGUGUGAUGUGAAUGUGAAAUAACGACGGAAAAGUGAAAAAUUAGUGGUGAAUUGGAGGUGAUUGUUGUAACUGGCUGUGGUGAGAUCGGUUAGUCGCGCCUGCAGACUGUGGCGCACUUUUUGUAAUACAACUGGAAAUUCUUGUAUCAGCCAUGGUGUACAGUACUUGUCGAGUCUAAAGUGUUAGCUAGGUGCAGUACCAGGCCGGAGGCUUGUGUUGGUGGUGGUGAUAGUGCCGUAGGAGUGUUGGUGAAGGCGCAGUGUUGGCGAGAAUUGGGGUGUUGGUGGCGGCGAGGCUCGCUCACUCUCGCCGGGCAGAGGUCUCCUUGGUCGAUACCGGCCGCCGCUGUGUUCCCUCACAACACACCCACUUAUUUUAUCCACCACGCCGCCCGUACGCCCUCUCCUGCACGCCCACGACCACCACGCACCUUCCAUCUAGCAGCCACGCCCGCCACCGCACGGAUCUGGAGUCUCCCAGAAGCUACACACAGGAGGCGGUGGGGACGGGCCAUGAGGGUAGUGGACGGUUGCCAACCCCUCCUCAGCAGCAGCAGCAGCAGCAGCAGCAGCAGCAGCAGCAGCAGCAGCAGCAGCAGCAGCAGCAGCAGCAGCAGCAGCAGCAGCAGCAGCAGCAGCAGCAGCAGCAGCCGCAGCCGCAGCCGCAGCCUCGCUCGCCGCACCAGCAGCAGCAAAACCAACAGCAGCUGCAGCUGGCGGGGAUGAGGGUGUCGCCCGCACCACCGCUGACUGCAGGAGCCAACCCACCACACCCUCCACACUCUCCGCACAUGUCUCCCGCUGUAGAUAUCCGGGGUCGCCUCUUCCACCCUCAACAACUCGCUUUACUUCACCACUACCACAAUCUCCGCCAUCAUCACCCCAGCACCGCCCCCUCCACUACCACCACCACCACUACCACCACCACCACCACCCCGGGGGGGUCGUCUGCCACUCCACCUCCACCCGAUGUUUCUGCUACCUCCUCCAUGAUUACCGCAGGUGGUCCGGGGAGCGUUGUGAUGCCCCCCCACCCUGGCAGUGGACAGAGUGAGAGUCGCAACAGCAACAUGCAUGCACCAGGAUACCCCCCUGCUGCUCCACCGCACAUGUCUACAGGUCCCCCUCCUGGUCCUCACGGUUAUUCAUCUAAGAUGGGCCACAUGCCCCCUGGUGGUCCCCCUGGACCCUCCUAUGGGCAGGCAGGGUACCAAGGGGGUCACCAAUACCCCCCAGUCAGACCACAGGGCCCAAUGAUGCAGCCAUACCCACAAAAUUUUCCUCCAGGAGCUCCACAAGGUUCUCAAGGCCCUCCUUCAUCAAUGCCACCUGGCCACCAGUACUCUCCACGGCCCCCGCACAAUAACCAUGUUCCCCCCAGCCAGCCAUACGGGUAUCCUCCAUUUGGGACGCAGGGUUGGGGAGGACAAGGCAUUAAUCAGGGUCCUCCAGGACCAAGUAUGCCUAGCUCUAUGAUGCCUGGGGCCCCUGGUAUGCCAGGAAAAGGUGGUCCUGUCCAGAUGUCAAGCCAGGUUGGUCAGCCAGGGGCUAGUAGUGUGGGUGGUCCCAGGCCCCAUACUCCCCCACAUACCUCUCACUAUAUAAAGCAGCACAUCCAAAAAAUGGGUGCAUAUAUGGGACCUCAGAUGUACCCAAAUGGGCCUGGUAUGCCAGGGAUGCCAGGGAUGCCUAACAGCAGUCGUGAGAGUCCUCAAAACAACAUGCCACCACCCACGUCCACUCCACAACCACAAACACCAUCCAGUGCCCCAUUGGAUACUGGAGAUCAUACUGGAAGCAAUACCACUGUCAAUAACAGUAACCCACCCUCUAUAGGACCUGAUGGUAAUCCAGUAGUAGAUGAAGCAUCACAACAGUCUACGGUUUCCAACAAUUCUGCUGCAUCUGGGGAAGACCGAUCAGGCACACCAAAACCUCACAAAGAUGGCCCCAUGGGUGGAUCUGGCAUGCCGGGUGGAAUGCCGGGCGGACAGCAUCCACCUUCUCAUCCUCCCACUCCCAUCAACUCUGCCCCAUCACCUGGUGCUGCAUCCAUGAACUCACAGCCGGAUGAUUUUGAGACCGUGAAUUCUCCUGGUUGGCCGAGAAGCCCCAGCACUCAGACGGUAGGAUGAGCCCUUGGGGUAUUA
Molecule: messenger RNA, 2522 nt
Organism: Cherax quadricarinatus
Lineage: Eukaryota; Metazoa; Arthropoda; Malacostraca; Decapoda; Parastacidae
Source: RefSeq, a predicted model, not a curated record